AUGCUUGCUGAUCAACUUACAGAUUUUAAGUUCAUAACAUUAGUUGUUUGGUACGAUGUUUUUUUUCAAGUACAUCUAGUCAGUAAAAGUAUGCAAGCAAAAGCAAUGGACGAAAUAAAUGGUUCUAAUAUGUUAAAAAGUGCUUUAGAGUUUAUGAAGAACUAUAGAAAUCAAUUUGAUCAGAUUUUGAUCAAAGCAAAAGUAACAGAUGAAUUAGGGGUGGAUCCUGAAAUAAAAGUAGUUGAUUAUGAGCGAUCAGAUGGUGCAGAUCAUAGAGCUGCAGUAAAAAAAUUUAAACAUGAAUUUUUUUACAAAUUAAUGAACGUUGUUACUACAUCAUUGACAGAUAGUUUUGAACUUUUAACGAUCCAUGUUGAUGUAUGGAAUUUUUCGUACGAUUUAAAAAAUGCACCUGAAAAUGAAAGCGAAUUAUUAAAACAUCACAAUCACCUUAAAGAUGGAUCUGACUCUGUUAUUUAUGGUGUCAAAUUAUGCACAAGAUUCUGA
Molecule: messenger RNA, 507 nt
Organism: Acyrthosiphon pisum (pea aphid)
Lineage: Eukaryota; Metazoa; Arthropoda; Insecta; Hemiptera; Aphididae
Exons: 1
Coding region: 1-507 (168 amino acids)
Source: RefSeq, a predicted model, not a curated record